Molecule: messenger RNA, 1026 nt
Organism: Microplitis demolitor
Lineage: Eukaryota; Metazoa; Arthropoda; Insecta; Hymenoptera; Braconidae
Exons: 2
Coding region: 181-501 (106 amino acids)
Source: RefSeq, a predicted model, not a curated record
AUAGCUGUUAUCGUGCAUACACAACGAUAAGAAAGACAGACCUAGUUUUUCAGUCUUAUAUUGAUAAUUAACUCUAUGGGAUUGAUUCAGUUUUGUUAGUAUAUAAAAUAUAUAUUUUAAGUAUUAAUGGUUGCAACAGUACAAUAAUUGACGAUAUAGUUAUAAUAUGCAUAUCUCUAAAUGCAACAUAAAUUACCAAAUCAAAAACUGAACGGGUGGCAACAGGAGUCAUGUCCCAGUUUCGCGAUAUUUGGAUGCAGCGGUUCAGUCUUCAGUCUGUGUAACAUAAUGAAAUACUCACCGCAACAGCAACAAAAAGAGCGAAAAUCAGAGAGUGACGUCGCAUCUGUGAUUGCGACUCCUUCGAGGACAUCUCGAAGUAGAAAUUCAACACAUGGAUGCUCAUCUAAUAGAAUAAUUAACAAUACUAUAUCUACAGGAAUAUUUGCUUGGAUGAGAGUAUUCAGAAUGGCAUCAUUACUUCAUCAAAUUGGUUGUUAAAAAUAAAUCUUCUGUUCAAAUAUAUCGAACAGAUAGAUGUAUUAAUUUGUUAUUCGUAAUAAUGCGCAACAGGCGUAUAAAAAAAUGAGAUAUCACACGCUCGACGUUCUUAAAUUUUUCUCUUUGACUUGAUAUUAAAUUUAUUGUGGUCAUUGAUAAUAGGACGUCUUUAGACAUUUAUCUUAGCUCAAAAUAAUUAGUGCGUUAAUGAGCUAAUGCAAUAAUUACUUGUUUAUUAAUUAUUUAAAAUAUAAUUAUCAAAACCCUCACACACACACACAGACACCCAGAUAUAAAUUAAUCUCAAUGUUGAGGUAAAUGAAAACUGCUGAUAAUUAUUAUGACUAUAAAAAUUAAUUUGUCAUCGAUUAGUUAAUAAAUAAUUAUUAAUGUAUUAUUAUUUAUCCAAAUAAUUAUCUUGUAAUCUAUGUUUAAUUAUUAUAAUGCCAGUGAUUUUUAAAAAUACAAUAAAUUAAUUAUAAUUACUGGUAAUGUUAAAUCGUUAAUUAUUAAACGAAUAUAUUU